Messenger RNA from Cinara cedri, 1909 nucleotides. Lineage: Eukaryota; Metazoa; Arthropoda; Insecta; Hemiptera; Aphididae. The record is from the annotation of a GenBank genome assembly.
AUGUUAAGAAUUGGCCAGAAGGUGUCGGACGUUCGUUUAGAAACUACUGCGGGCAACUUCGGCGUACAUGAAUACUUCAGAGGCAGGUAAGUUACGAUGAUGUACAUGCGGUUUUCGGAAUUUUGCAAUUAAUAUUGUAACAAAAAAAUAACAACUAUCAACUGAACUCCGUUCAGAAUCGUUUUUUUCGUUAACAUUGGUUAAUCGUUGUGUACAGACAUACAUUAAAUUUCCCUUCUACCACCUUCCCAAUUUCCGACCUACAAUAAUGACCCAUCCACGUGCGAAGUAUGUCCGUCUUUUUAAUUUUUAAACAUUAUUAUGACCAUACAAUUUUAAAAAAAUCAUCAUUUUUGUUAUUUAUUAUAUGUUUUAUAGUUGGGGUUUAAUAGUAUGCUAUGUAACUAAUUUUUCUGCUGUAUGUGCUGAUGAGCUGAGUCAAUUGGUUUAUAAAUUUCAUGAGUUUAAGAGUCGUAAUGUCAAAAUAUUAGCCAUGUCGUGUGAUUCUGUUGAAUCUCACAUCAAAUGGAUAGAGGUAAAAAAAAAAUCUAUAUUCUGAUGAUAGCAGAAGUACAGCAUAACAUCGAUAAGUAUAUUUAUAAUAUAAUAUAUUUUAAUUUAUAAGUAUACCUAUUGGCUAUUAUAUCUUAAAAAUAUUGAAAUGUAAACAUUAAUAAAAAUAAAUUUGUCCAUCUACAAUGUUAUUACAGGAUGUAAAAAAAAUUAGCGGAAUUAAAAGUGUCAAAGAACAAUUAUUUCCGUUUCCAAUUGUGUCAGAUCGUAAUCGUAUGCUUUCGUUGUAUCUUAACACAUUGGAUGCAAACUGUACUGACGAAGAUGGUAUACCUUUACCUUGUAGAGCUACAUUUAUUUUGGCGCCCGAUCUCACUAUUCAACUGAUACACUUUUACCCGCAGACCAUUGGACGUAACUUCGAGUAUUUAUUUAGAAAACUGUUAUAUUUUUUUAAGAUAUUGACAAUGAAUAAUUUGCUUUUUAGUGAAAUAUUUAGAUCGAUAGACGCAUUACAACUGUCAUACAAAUUCAGCAACACGGUGUUUACUCCUUCUGGUUGGAAAGUGAGUACCUACGUAAAAAUCUAAAAUCUGUCUCGUAACUACAAAAAGAGAUUACUCAAUACACCGGGUUUGCGCAUAGCGACUGCGAAAACGUUUUCCACCAUAAUGCGGGCACCAGUAAACCGGUUACUAUAGCAUAUGCGCGGAAACGAACAAACACUGGUCGGCCAGCCAAUGUAAUAUGUAUGUUUUAACAUUGUAAUCAAUGGCUUUAGUACAUUUUCCGUACGCAAUAUUUCAUAAAUAUUUGAUUUAAUUUGGCUUGAUUUUACUUGUGAAAAUGAAAUUUAUGGGCUGUUGACUUAAGUCUAGUGGGUACUAUAAAUAAUAAAUCUGAAGUCGGUCAUUUUCAAAACAAUUUUUGGCAAAUAAUUGGCAAUAUAAUGUCAUAAGCAUAACUUUCAAUUGUUAUAAAACUAAUAAUUUUGUAUUUGUCAUUGUCAACCGUAAUAUAAUUAUGAUUGACACAAUUCCACUAGGUCUAUUAUAAUAAUAUUAUUGGUAUCUUUAUCCAUAUGUACGUCUAUUAAAAUUAUAAUAAUGUUUUAUCAGUAUGUUUUCUGUAGUUAUUAUUUGUGCUAAAUGGCUUAGCCGGUGUAUUUUCUUAAUAAAUAAAUACGUUAAUACAUGAUAAAUUCAAUAUUAUUAUUUUUAAAAUUUGUAUCUCUUAGCCAAUCACGGAUUGCAUGGCAUCACCGAAAAUAAGUAGACAUGACAUUGAAAAACAAUUUCCUUCUUCGAUGAUUAUUGAACUACCAUCUGGAAAAGAAUAUAUGUGUAUUGUUCCAAAAGAAGAAAUUAAAAGCACCCAAAAAACACAUGAAAAAUGA